AUGGCACAUCCAAGCAAAGCCAGAAAGACUCGGAGCCAAAAAGGCGUCAAAGAUGCCGCCACAGUCGCUGCUCGCCAUACCGCAGUGGGUGCUAGUACGGCUGCUGCCUUCGAUGAACCAACGAUGAACCAUAGGUCUAGUAAAGGCUUUCCAAGCCGUGUCCGCAAUUCAUCCAGCAUUGCACGAAUUACUGCAAUCAAUGCUUCGAAGCUUCGAGUUGACUCGAUGUCGGACAUGCAGCUCAAUGACAUGGCCACGAAGCAGCUCUUGGCCGAAUUCGAGGCUACUCUAGCGAGCCCCAGAAAGGGGCAUUUCGAAAGAGCCUGUCAUACUUUUGCCAACUCUGCUUGCCUCGGCAAAGCUCUCGACAAUGAGACACCAGCCCAGAUGUCUUCCAAUCAAAAUCAUGCUUUACGUAAUCAAUUCUCGUAUUUCGAGUCGAUCGACAACAGGGCGACCACGGAAAAUUCCGAUCCGAGAGCAAUCGAGCACCAAUCACAAGUACCCUACCACGCCUGCGUCGGUCUGCGCGACGAGACCCACCUAUGUCUCUCAAGGGUCACCAUAGUCCCACUCAAUGUUCAAACAACACCAAAAGAAUCCUUGAUGAAGUACAUGUUUUUCGACAAGGUCAAACAUCUCAAGGCUUACCACACUAGCAAAUCGACCGGGCCGCUGAGAGAUGGUAGUCCCGCGCAAUUGCUCGUGCAAAACCUCGAUCAAAACCUUUCCACCAAACGAUCAGGACUCGGUAACGCCCAUAUUCCCAUGACGAAUGGAGUAACAAUGCCAGAGCAGGCAUCAACCAACAGAUGCAAGCCAUACUAUCUUCAUGGGAUGACGAGAACCGGCUUGCUUAUGAUCUCGGCCGGUACGGUGCAAAGGCCCAGGAAAAACCACACCCCGUCCGGGCAACUCAAGAUGUUUACCGCGCCUGCGGAAAACCGGAGGGUCUAG
Letharia columbiana is the source of this 957-nucleotide messenger RNA. RefSeq lists its product as uncharacterized. The record is from RefSeq and is a predicted model, not a curated record. Bases 1 to 957 code for a protein of 318 amino acids. The transcript has 2 exons. Lineage: Eukaryota; Fungi; Ascomycota; Lecanoromycetes; Lecanorales; Parmeliaceae.